Messenger RNA from Syngnathus typhle (broad-nosed pipefish), 3363 nucleotides. Its product is annotated as thrombospondin type-1 domain-containing protein 4-like. Bases 40 to 2931 code for a protein of 963 amino acids. Gene Ontology annotation, cellular component: extracellular matrix. NCBI's taxonomy places the organism in Eukaryota, Metazoa, Chordata, Actinopteri, Syngnathiformes, Syngnathidae. The transcript is spliced from 17 exons. Gene Ontology annotation, molecular function: metalloendopeptidase activity. The record is from RefSeq and is a predicted model, not a curated record. Gene Ontology annotation, biological process: extracellular matrix organization.
UACUGGUGGACGGGAAAUGCUUGAGGAGAAACGUGGAUUAUGUGUUUAGAAACCGAGGAAAAGUGGCGUUCAUUUUGGGCUGCAGACUGGAAUAUGUUGCCUUCGAAGUCCACUGGAGUUCACGUAAACCAGGAACGCUCAGUGUGUGAUCAUCAUCCUACAAGAAUGCGAGGAGUCUACACGUGGCUUUUCAGGGAUGUUGUGCUAUUUUUAUUCUGUUUGGAGGCUGUGAGGUGUCAGCACGUCGCAGACCACAGAAAGGUCCCUCAGAGGAGGCUGCCCGUGAUAGACUCUGAAGCAGACCAUGGAGGCAUCCAAGGAUCCUGGGCUCCCUGGGGACCCUGGUCGGCCUGCUCCCUGACAUGUGGAGGUGGCGUGCAGAAGCGGAGUAGAUCGUGUCUGAAGGUCUACCCUGUUUAUCCGGGUCAGGUCAUCUCAGGUUUGAGGCCUUCAGUUUCCAUCUAUCGGGAUGGCGGCCGUCAAGAGGGCAGGGGGAGCCCGUCUGCUGGACGCAGGAGGCUCAGCGCCAUCAUUCCGGGCCGGUACGGCUUUGGAAGAACUCGAUCUCGGGCUUCCGGAAGGGUCCCACAGUCUCAGCCUGACAGACAGAGACGUUCCGCCGUCUCCCACCACGGCGGACUCGGGUCGCACCACAGCGGACCUCACACGGAGACCCUCUGGGCGCCGUUGUACCAGCAGCAGGGGCAGACGGAGCUUCCUCCGAGCGGGCAGGAUUCUCGAGCUCAGCAGCCACAAGGACAACUGGAGCGACCCUAUCAAUCUCUCCCGGCUUCUUCUUGUGUGGGAGAGGGUGAUCGCCACAGAAUCUGCGACCAUAAGGCUUGUCCCACAUUCAGCAAACCCAUCAGAGCUUCUCAGUGUUCCACACACAACAAGAAGCCUUUCAUGGGCAAUCUGUACGAGUGGGAGCCUUUCAAUGAAGUUACGGGGGAUCAGCACUGCGAGCUCAACUGUCGAGCCGCCGGCUUUCGGUUCUACGUGCGACUCUCCGACAAGGUGAUCGAUGGCACGCCAUGCGGACCCAACAAUUCUUCGGUGUGUGUAUCGGGAAAGUGCAUGAUCCCAGGCUGCGAUGGCUUCCUGGGCUCCGGAAAAGUGAUGGACAAGUGCGGAGUGUGCGGCGGCGAUAACGGCACCUGCCGUCUCGUAUCGGGACUCUUCCGCCACUCUCUGACCAAAAUCGGCUACCAUAAGAUCGCCGAGAUCCCGCCAGGAGCUACCAAGAUCAACGUCACAGAGAUGACUAAAAGCCGCAACUACUUAGCACUGAGAAGCCGCUCGGGUCGGUCCAUCAUUAACGGGAAUUGGGCUAUUGAUCGGCCGGGCAUGUAUGAGGGCGGGGGCACGAUGUUCACGUACCGCCGACCCAAUGAAAUCAGCAGCACUGCUGGGGAGUCGCUUCUUGCCGAGGGGCCCACCAAUGAGAUCCUGGAAAUUUAUUUGAUCUUCCAGCAGCCCAACCCUGGGAUUCACUAUGAAUAUGUGGUCGCCUUGGAGACGCCACAAGGUAAACAAGACCCCCAGGAUCAAAGGUCACAUGACAUCCACCCCUACUCAAAUCAAUCAUGCCUCUCAGGGAACGCCGUGAACGAGCAGCAGCAAGUGGGGCACGACGAUUCCCAACGGGGAAAUUAUGACCCAGCCGGUGGGGGGAGUUACCCGCCUCAUCGUCAUGACAACCAGGCGCCACCGCGCCAACGGGAAUACAGCUGGAAGAUGGCCGGCACCAGCGAGUGCAGCGCCUCCUGCGGUAAAGGUUUCAGGCAUCCCAUCUUUCACUGCGUCCAGCGUCUGAACCAGGCCCAGGUCCAGGACGUUUUGUGUGAGGGCAGCAGUAAACCAGUGGAGCAGGAGGAAAUGUGCAACCUGCAGCCCUGCCCUGCAUUUUGGGACAUCGGCGAGUGGUCCGAAUGCAGCAGGACGUGCGGUCUGGGCACGCAGCAGCGUCAGGUCCUGUGUCGCCAGACCUACGCCGACCGCACCCACAACGUGCACGUCAGCCGCUGCGACCACCUGCGGCGGCCCGAGACCUCCGGCACCUGCCAGACGAAAAUCUGCAGCGAGUGGCGCGUCCUCUCCGAGUGGAGCGCCUGCUCUGUGCCGUGCGGGCUGGGUCAGAGGCGGCGGGACGUGCGCUGCGUCAGCAACGUGGGCGACUUUGUGCCCCACGACGAGUGUAACCCGAACCUGAGGCCAGGCCACGUGGAGAAUUGCGACAUGGGCGCCUGUGCCAAAAGUUGGUUCUACACAGACUGGGGCGCCAAGUGUUCCGCUGAGUGCGGGAUGGGUGUUCGUACGCGAGGUGUCUUGUGCUUGAGCAAUCACAUCAGCAGCCUCCCACUGGAGGGUUGCGGCAGCGAACGACCUCCAGACUCGCAAGUGUGCAACACGGGGCCUUGCGAAAACGCCAUGGAGUGGUUCACCGGCCCGUGGACUCAGUGUUCUGCAGAGUGCGGCGUGGGCAAGCAGCAGCGAGCUGUGGUGUGUCUGACGAGGUCAUCGGACGCGAUUGCCGUGGCACCCCAGUACGAGUGCUCGUCGCUGGAGAGGCCGCUCAGCCAACAGAGCUGCAACGUGAAAGCUUGUGGAGUAAAGUGGUACUACACCGACUGGAGCGCUUGCUCCAAAACAUGUGAGGGAGGAUUCCGUGUGCGUGAGGUUCGUUGUCUCUCUGAAGACAUGCAGUCCAGUACCAGUUGCGAGAACCGUCUCAAACCGGCCGAACGGGAAGACUGCAACUCUGAACCUUGCGUACCUCAAAUAGAUGAGCACUGCAAAGACGAGUACUUCAACUGCAACGUUGUGGUCCAGGCUCGCUUGUGCGUGUAUGACUACUAUAAGAGGAGCUGUUGCGCAUCCUGCUCUCGCCACCCCCACAGACACUACGUGGCCCACAGGGGGCGCAGCUGACCCUCAUUGGAACAGGAAGUAAAAACAUUUGCACGCGGGAAAGGAUGGAAAUUUAGGCUCUGUUUCCAUGGAAACAAUUCGGACACUUGCUUGUAGUUGGGGCAACCCAGAAGUAGCCAUUAAAGUUUGUCUUUGGAGGACACCACCAAUAAUUGGCUGGAGCUAUAAUGAAGACUCAUUCAAGAACACUGGGAAUUUGGAUGCAUGCUAUGUUAAACUUUUCCGUCUACCAAGCACACGCAUACAAUUUGUGAUACAUUCAAGGACCUACAGACUCUAAGAAACUUUGGCUCUUCAAAAAUGUCAUUGACAGACUAGCUAGCAAGCACAUUAACUAUUUCCCUUUUUUAUCAUUAAAAAAUAUUUAUUCAGUAUUUGACUAUAUCUGUAUUGACAUUGCUUUCUUCUUAAAAUAAACAGUUUUGUACCAUU